AUCUUAGUAUAUAUCUGUGACCUGUGUUCAUGAUUUAAACUUUGAAGUUUUAUUUAUGGUACAGACUUCAUACUAAGUUCAUAGAUUAUGCGUUAUAUUUUGUAACAUAUUUUAGACUGUAAUCUGUGGUUAUGGGUUAUGGCGAGAAAAGUUAUAAAGUUAUAGGUUAUUGGAAAAGUUAGGCGUCAAUGAUCUAUCAACUGAUUUAGAUUCGAUAAGAAAUUAGAAAAUCUAUUUUGAAAACUAUGUCAUUAACAUAGCGAAAUUUCACCAAACACUUAAAACUUUCUUUAAUUUCUUCUCUUUUAACUUAAGCCUAGAAAUGUUUCAUAAAUUUCAAUCUACUUCAUUAUUGUUGUUCAGGUCAAAUAUUAAAAUGUUAAAAUGUAAUGCUUCGUCUUUGGAUGGUAAAAUGAUGAACAAAGUUAUGGGUCUUAGUCGGAAAACUAAAAAGGUUUGGUAUAAACCAAAUGUUGGGGCAAAUCCUACUUUUGAAGAGCUUAUGAAACAAACAACCAAAAACAAUGCUGGACGUCAGACAAGCAAGCGUAUUGCUGUUUUAAAUAAGUUGUUGAUGAAAAAUAUAACUGAUUUAAUGGCAACAGGCGAAAACUCUGAUAAACUCAUUGGAUAUGGUUUAGAAAUUUCAAAGGUUUCUAUUGCAGGGGAUUACAGAUCUGUCAAAGUAUAUUGGAUGGCUGGAAAAUCUGAAGACGAUUCCCAGUUAGACGAAUUAUUGAAGAUGUUAAGUGGUUCACUGAGACAUGAAUUAUCUGUAUUAAGAAUCAUGGGCGAAGUUCCAAAGAUACUAUUUAUUAAAGAUAGGACUUAUGCAAACGUAGCAGCAGUUGAUCGGUUAUUAAAUAAAGCAGAUUUUGGUGAAGAUUUUAUACCUACUUGCAAUACCUUAUUAAUUGAUCAUCCUACAAUUUACAAGAAUAUUGAUCCAGAAAUUAAAAAAAAAAUUGAAGAAUUAGAGGAUACUGAAAAUCUAACAGAAGACAGUAACGAUGAAGUAAUAAUUCCCGAAAUGAAAAUGGAUGUAAUGGGUCUUGAUCAUAGUGCAAUAAUGGCCAGAUUGAACACGGCCAUUCAAAAAUCAAAAGCUGCUCAUCGUCAACCUUGCGCUGCACAAAAUGUUAUGAAAAAUACUGUAUCAGAACAUACUGAAGACACUCAGUAUUUAUCAUUUACAGAUUUUGUAAAAAAAAGAAAAAUUCAAGAAGCCAAAUCUUUGGGUAGAAGGAGGAGUAGGUCGAUUGAGAAAGAAAUGUAUGAUAAAGAUGUAUCAUGGCAUUAUGAGGAAGAAGAUGAUAAUAUAGAUGAAUAUCCGUUUAAAAUUGAUAACUAAUAUACUAAUAUAUUUUUUAGUAUUAUAGUAUUUCUUAUAAUUGGUCAAUGUAUUAAUACCAUUUUUAUCUAGCUUGCUGUUCCUAUACAUUUUUUAUUUAUACCUGAAAAAUUGUUAAGAUAACAAAAAAUAAGUUUUUAUUUGAUAUGUGUUAUAGAAGAACUUUAUGCGUGGUCACUGAUCAGUGUCAUUUAUUAGAUAUCAUUAUUCGUUAAAAUGAAAUCAACUUUCAAAAAAUACUACUCAUUUUUUUUUUUUUUUUUAUAUAGAUUUUGACUCAGUAGUUUCCAAAAUAUAGUAUUACAAUGAGUGUGGAUAUAAAUGAUAGGAUUGAUGAUAUAAAAAUCCCUGUUUUGGCAAUCAGUUUUACUCUUUCUGUCAUAGGUAGGCAUGCAAGUGUUGCAUACUGUAGAUAAAUUAUUGACAAAAGAACAUAGGCCACAGACCUAAACAUAUAACAUUUGAAUUCAGUGUUUGUUCUGGUUAAAUUAAAAAAAUUAUAGUAGUAUUAAUGCAUAAAGAUGUAAGUCAUAUUUUUGUUGUGUGUAUAUAAUGUAUAAAUACAUAUUAUAUUUUAUUAUAUUUCUCAUUGGAGCAUAGUUUUCUUGUGUUUUAACAAUUAUAUUAAAAAAUUAUU
Messenger RNA from Melanaphis sacchari, 1988 nucleotides. RefSeq names its product putative ribosome-binding factor A, mitochondrial. Bases 323 to 1351 code for a protein of 342 amino acids. The transcript is spliced from 6 exons. NCBI's taxonomy places the organism in Eukaryota, Metazoa, Arthropoda, Insecta, Hemiptera, Aphididae. The record is from RefSeq and is a predicted model, not a curated record. Gene Ontology annotation, biological process: rRNA processing.